AUGCAACCACUCCUGCUCUUGUUGGCCUUUCUUCUGCCCCCUGAGCCUGGGACAGGAAUCAUCAUCGGAGGACAAGAGGCCAGGCCUCACUCCCACCCCUACAUGGCAUUGAUUCAUGCUCUGCAUGAGAGGAAGGUCCAGAGGUGUGGUGGUGUCCUUGUGGAAAGGGAUGUUGUUCUGACGGCUGCUCACUGCUGGGGAAGCACAAUCAAGGUGACCCUGGGGGCCCACAACAUCCUGAAUCAAGAGAGGACCCAGCAGGUCAUCUCUGUGAAAGAAGCCAUCUGCCAUCCAGACUAUAAUCCUAAGAAGUCCUCCAAUGACAUCAUGUUACUAAAGCUGGAGAGAGAGGCCAGGCAGACUGCAGCUGUGCAGCCACUCAGCCUGCCCUGGGGCCAGGCCCCAGUGAGGCCCGGAGAGGUGUGCAGUGUGGCCGGCUGGGGGAAAGUCUCAAUAGACACUUUAGCAACCACUCUGCAGGAGGUGGAGCUGACCGUGCAGCAGGACCAGGAGUGCAAAUCCUACUUUAGCAAUAAUUACAACAGUACCACUCAGCUGUGCGCUGGGGACCCGAAGGAAAAGAAGUCUUCCUUUCAGGGGGACUCUGGGGGCCCUUUCAUGUGUAAGAAUGUGCUCCAGGGCAUUGUCUGCUGUGGAAAAGAGAAUGGGAAACCUCCACGGGUCUUCACCAAAGUCUCGAGCUUCUUGCCCUGGAUAAACGAAACCAUGAAAUCCUAG
Equus quagga is the source of this 738-nucleotide messenger RNA. Its product is annotated as granzyme H-like. The transcript has 5 exons. Gene Ontology annotation, cellular component: cytoplasm; intracellular membrane-bounded organelle. The record is from RefSeq and is a predicted model, not a curated record. Gene Ontology annotation, molecular function: serine-type endopeptidase activity. NCBI's taxonomy places the organism in Eukaryota, Metazoa, Chordata, Mammalia, Perissodactyla, Equidae. Gene Ontology annotation, biological process: proteolysis. Bases 1 to 738 code for a protein of 245 amino acids.